GAAGGCACUGGUAAGAAACGCUCUCACAUUCAGAUUUGGACUCCUCUUAGUGAUGAUCAUUUUGGUUCACAAUGCAAAUGUUGGUCUUAACAUGGCUUGUUAAAUAGGAAUGAAUACGAAAAAUACGCUUUGCUCUAAAUCAAGACUGUUAUUUACACCAAAAGCCUCUGUUGCUGCAUUGACGUGUGAGGCUCCUGCCAAAAUAAAGGAGAGGAGAAAGACUGGAGAGCACAGGCAACAACCCCACACAACUACCCUAACAGAGCCCAGACAUGUUGAGAAGACUCUCCCACCUGUUCUUUGGGAGCGAGGAGGAGAGCCCGAAGGAACCAAGGACACCAACGCCUGGAGACAUAGACGAGGAGGGGUGGCUUCUGGUCAGCCAUCAUGCCUUCAGUGGCGUGAACACAGUUGAAGAUCAGGCUGUGGACCUGCCUGGCAUGUCCGUCUACGCGUGUCAAUCCAUCCCACAUGUCACUGAGGAGCGUGAACCAAGGUUGGAAACUGAUGUGAGGAUGUCAGAACCAGAUCUCCCAGUCCAAAGAAGAAGCCCACCCAGCCGAGCUUUGCGUGGCUCCAUGUCUCAGGCCUGGCCUUUGGCCAAGGUGACUCACAUUGCCCGAGUCCAGAGAGCUCAGGCGCAUUCAGAGCGCCGGCAUCUCGGACAGAGCGGCAUCCAGCGGCAAAACUGUGUCCGCCAGCGUAGCCAGCGUCACUGCCUUCGCUCCCACACUGCCAACCUCCACCAGCCAGGCCAUCGCAACUUCAGUCAGUGAGACAACACCGCCAGGAUGGAUCAACAACAUUCUGAACCAUGUUUAAACACUUGCACAAACAUUCACACACACCAACACGUGAGGAUCACUCCAACACACACGUUGAAACAUACACAUAUUGUACACAACUCCCUUUGAUCUGCAAAACUUUCCAGAAUUUCAAAAUAAAGUCAUAAUCCAGCUAAGUUUACUGUUUACUUGUGUAGAUAAGCUACCCCAAAGUCUGUAUACUCGGUUUUAAAACUCUGUUACUUGUAAUUGUUACUUGUUCAUUGGCAGCUUUUAAACGUACUGUUCACGACAUAAGAAUGAUGUUGUUGUUAAACUAAUGAAAUGUGUUAAUGUGUAAUGCCUAUGCAAAAUACUAAAUAUACAACAAUCACAGCGGGAUAGGUGACAGACAAAAGGUUACAUACAUUCUGUGUGUUGUCAAAUUGUCCAACCCUUCUCAACAUUUUCAUACAGCAAUAAAAUGGAUGGACAACA
Hypomesus transpacificus is the source of this 1262-nucleotide messenger RNA. It is a transcript of the gene tp53inp2a, whose product is annotated as tumor protein p53 inducible nuclear protein 2. Gene Ontology annotation, cellular component: nucleus; autophagosome. Lineage: Eukaryota; Metazoa; Chordata; Actinopteri; Osmeriformes; Osmeridae. The transcript has 4 exons. Gene Ontology annotation, biological process: autophagosome assembly; positive regulation of DNA-templated transcription. The coding region runs from base 273 to 776 and encodes 167 amino acids. The record is from RefSeq and is a predicted model, not a curated record.